This is a messenger RNA of Alosa alosa (allis shad), 3783 nucleotides long. It is a transcript of the gene phc2a, whose product is annotated as polyhomeotic homolog 2a (Drosophila). NCBI's taxonomy places the organism in Eukaryota, Metazoa, Chordata, Actinopteri, Clupeiformes, Clupeidae. Gene Ontology annotation, molecular function: zinc ion binding; protein binding. The record is from RefSeq and is a predicted model, not a curated record. The coding region runs from base 47 to 2512 and encodes 821 amino acids. Gene Ontology annotation, cellular component: nucleus; PRC1 complex. The transcript is spliced from 13 exons.
CGCUGCGCCUCAGAUCUCUCUCUACGCCGGCGUCCCAGACAGACAGAUGCAGGUGAUCCAGCAGGCGCUGAACAGGCAGCCCAGCACGGCGGCGCAGUACUUGCAGCAGAUGUACGUGGCGCAGCAGCAGCACCUCAUGCUGCAGACGGCCGCCCUGCAGCAGCAGCACCUCAGCAACACGCAGCUCCAGAGCCUGGCCGCCGUGCAGCAGAUCAACCUGGCCACCUCUCCGGCCGCUGCCGCCCAGCUCAUCAGCCGAGCCCAGAGCGUGAGCUCCACCCCGGGCAGCAUCACCCAGCAGGCCGUGUUGCUAGGUAACACCUCAGCCUCCACCCUCACCGCCAGCCAGGCCCAGAUGUACCUGCGCGCACAGAUGGCUCAGCAAAGUAACCUUGUGCAAGUAGCUAGGAGCCUAGGCCGCGCUGUUCCUUUGUCCCCUCAGCUCAUAUUCACUCCAACCGCCACAGUCACCGCAGUCCAGACAGAGGUGCCCACACACACGACCAACCAGCAGCCUGCCAGCACACAGGUGCCGAACCUGGCUCUCUGCAGCCAGCAGGGGGAGGUCUCCCCUUCCCAGGCAGCGGUCCAGGCCCUGGGCCUCAAACAGGCCCUUGCAGCCCCUCUCUUUUCCCUGGGCACCCAGGCUGCAGCUCAGUUCAGGAGUCCCGGCCAGGGCCAGGCUGUUCCACUGAAGGGGGAAGGCCCCGAGGUCUCCUGUGCCCUCCCCAAUGGAGGGGGCAAGAUGGACGGUGCUAACGAGCUAACAGCCCGCAUGGUGGCCAUCAGCAGAAACGUCACUGCCGUCACCAGUCAUCCUCUCUUUACCACAGCAUACACACAGAUUCAGACACACCAGUUGCUCAAGCAGCAACAACAGCAGUUUGUAAUCCAGCAGCAGCAGCAACAGCAGCAGCAGCAACCACAACAUCUACAGCAACAGCAUCUACAGCAACAGCAUCUACAGCAACAGCAGCAGCAGUCCCAGCUGCCUCAGAGGUCCCAAGCCCAGCUUUCCCAAGCCACCCCCAUCCAAUCCAGCUUGCAGACUCAGGCCCAUACAGUGCAUGCCAUGGCAAUCCAGCCGGCCAUGCCUGCUCCUUUGCAGAAUCAGAACCAUAACCACAACCAGAGCCAGUGCACCAUAGCGAUUCUGCCCAAGCCAGCAGUGCCAAACCCACAGCCCGUCAUUUUCCACUCCACCGUAACUGCCCAGGUGCUCCCUCACAAUGGUCACCCUCCAGCUUUGAGCCCCCCCUCACCGGCCAAUGUAAAGCCCAUGCAGCUGGCAGCUGCCAAUCCUCAGGUCCAGCCAGGAGUGACCAAUGGUGGUGCCCCAGUUCAGGAUGGUGUGGGGCAACAGAACUGUGCACAGCCCAUGGCUGAGGUGCCGUGUCCUGCGUCCAAUCACCAGCUAGUGAUGUCUGUCCCAGCACUGGAGGAGCCCAAUGCAGAAUCAAGUCUGCUAGGCAGAAACACUGAAGGCGCGGGUGUCGCAGAGGGGAGAGUGAAUGCGAAACCAGGUGUGUGCUCACCUCCAGCCAUGACCUCGGGCAAUGGGAACAAUGCGCCCACUGUGACCGGCAGUACUCCUCAAAAUGGCGAGAGUAAACCACCCCAGGCUAUUGUGAAGCCCCAGAUCCUUACGCACGUCAUUGAAGGAUUCGUUAUCCAGGAGGGAGCAGAGCCAUUCCCAGUGGAUAGACCAUCACUGUUGAUCGAGAACCUAAAGAAACAGAAACAACAGCAACAGACACAUUCGGACUCUGAGAAAGCAGCUCAUGAAAAUUCAGUGAAUACGGCCGAUUCUGAAAUGGAGGAUCUUUCACAACAAGAGCUAAAAAAUCAGGAGGCCGAGCCAACACUUUCCUGUGAGCUGUGUGGCAAAGUAGACUUUGCUUACAACUUCAAGCGGUCAAAGAGGUUUUGCUCAACUGUUUGUGCUAAGAGGUAUAAUGUUGGGUGUACCAAGCGAAUGGGCCUGUUCCCUAAUCGCCACACUACAAUGGAGAAGCUAAAAAAGCAAAGAUCCUCCAGCACAACAUCAGACGCCAAGAAACUGGCCACCUCCAACAGCCAGGAUCACAUGGCCGGCGCUCGCUCGUCCCCACACCUGGGCCGGGGCAGCCAAGGGGAGUCCAGCCAGUGCUCGGACAUGUCCAGUUACGAGGAGCCCCCCUCGCCUCUAUCUGCCACCAGCUCAGGGGCGCAGAGGCCUCCCGCUAAUGACCGGGGCUCGGUGGAGCACGGGGAGAGGCACGAGCACGAGCUACCCCUGCUCAACCAGCCCUUCCUGCCCAGUGACCCUGCCAAGUGGAAUGUGGAGGACGUUUACGAGUUCAUCUGCUCUUUGCCAGGUUGCCAGGAGAUAGCCGACGAGUUCCGCUCGCAGGAGAUCGACGGCCAGGCCUUGCUGCUGCUGAAGGAGGACCACCUCAUGAGCACCAUGAACAUAAAGCUGGGGCCCGCACUGAAAAUCUUUGCCCGCAUCAGCAUGCUCAAAGACUCCUAGCGCCUCUCGCUUCCCCUCUACACCUUUGAUUGUUCUCUCCUUGGAACACCUCAGAUGACACAAAUGCUCAGAAAGAGACUGGAAGAAGAAUUCAAAGCUUCUGCACUGAUCACCUGUCCAAACAUCUCUCCUUAAGGGCUCUUGUGUGGUGAAGACUACAACAUGAAGCCACAGAUUAAAUACAUCGAUACUGUUUCGCAGGUCGGCAUUGAACUGUUGUCCUCAAGGGAUUAGACCUGAAGUGAUUUUGAACUUAAGUCAGUUGGUGGGAAAUGGAGGUCAUUGAUGUUGGAGGACUCUGGGCAGCACAAGUGGUUUAGCCCUUUGCAUUGAUGACUUUGGUUGGGACAACAGGGUGGGCCAAGGCAGUUUUGCGUAGAAACACAUCUGAAAUGUGAAUGGGUGUUAUUUCAGUUUAACUGGAACUGUGAACCUGACCUCAGUGGCAAACACAAGGAAUUUUUUUUUUUAAAUGACCUACAUGUGUUUUCCUGUUCAGUAUACCGGAUAUGCUGUUUGAGUGGUUUUGCUUUGCAACCACCCCAAAAGGGUCCCUUUUAAAUCAACCAGUAGUAUCAGUUUGCAAUUAUGUUUGUAUAAAUGAAGGGACCCAUUCAAAGAGAAUCCCAACAUUGAUUGCUUAUCCCAUUUGUAAUGCUAGUUCAAGAGUUUGUAAUUGGCUUUGUUCAUCAUAACCAGUGAUGCAAACUGUUGUAAAGUGAAGUGGUUGUGGCAAAUGUUUUUAAAAGGAGAAUAACUCUUUUUCAUGAUGUGCCUAAUAUUUAUCUGAAUGCAUCCCAAAGAUUCUCUAUUCUCUAUCUCAACCCUAAGAUCACAUUCACCAGCCGAUUCCAUAGACUCCACACAGGUUUAUGGGUCAAUCAGUCUGCAGGGAUAAUAAAGGUAUAUUAAAGGUCUCUCACCUCAUGAUCACAAUCGUUCAGUGUAGAGGGCUGGACUUGUGACCAGUAGAUGUACAUAGUGCUGUUUGUUGUUCCUUGUUGCCGGGAUACACAGUGAAACUCACAGACUGGAGUGCAUUACCAGGUUAGCUUUCCAAAAGCAGUUUCAUCAGUGUUUUUUGUUUCAGUAGUCCAAUGAGUCGGUGUGUUAUGUUGGCAUUGAUAGUUCAGUUGUAUGUACUUGUGUUUGAUGUUGAUCAAGACUCACGCAUACAAAUAGUUUGCCUGCAGCACCAAAAAAAUGUCAUCAAUUGCAGUUCUCUGACAAGUCUCAUUUUGUAUAUGAGAAAUAAACAGUUUACAUAAAAA